AUGGGCUGGUCAUUCGGACGAAAGAAGAACAAGGAGGCCGCUGCCCCCGAGAACCCCUAUGCCCAGCAACCAUCGGUCGAUCCGUAUGCCAACCAGUACGCGAGCCCUGCUCAGUCUCAAUCUACUCUAUCCAGCACCGCUAGCAGUGGUCCGUCCCCGUACCAGAACCAACAAGCUCCUCCUCCUUACUCCGCCGGAGGUCCGGUUCAGCAGCCGCCUGCUGCGGGAAGAUUCACGAACGAGAGAUUCGGCACCACGGACAGAUAUGGCGAUAACCGAUAUGACGUCCCUUCCACCAGCAACCAGAACCGUUACGAGCCCUCCAUCGACUCCAAGCAGAGCCAACUCUACUCCAAUUCCAAGUACAACUCGGGCGGCUCGGCGGGUACUUCUGCUCAACCGUCUCCCUACCAGCAGCAGUACCCCGUCACGUAUGGCGACAACAAGCAGCCCGGACAGAUUCCUCCUGAUGGACCUCAAGAUGUUCCUUACCAGCCCACACCCCAAGAGAUCUAUGGCAACAAGUUUGGUGUGCCGGAGGAGGAACUCACCGAGGAACAGAAGCAGGAUUUGGAGGUGGACAAGACCAAGGAUGACAUCUUGCGUACUCACAAUGAGGGUUUGGAGAGCUUGCAGCGCAGUAGAGCGCACAUGCAGAACGUGAAGAACCUCGGAGCGAACAUCAUCGACAAUUUGUCGGUUCAGGGAGAUAGGCUGGACAAGGUUCAUGAUGCCUCUAUCCGCAUUGACUUGAAGACGAAAACAGCCCAGGACACGGCCGGCUAUCUCGGCAAGCUCAACGACCGCCCCUUCUUCGUUCCCGCUAUGAGCAAGAAAAGUCUCCGUCAGAUGGAUGAGAAGACAUACGCAGACCAGACCUUGGAGAAGAUGGAGCGUCAGAAGGAGCGGGCCAAUGCCUUCCAGAACCAGCAGACCAUGCAGAACUUGAAGCCCGGGCAAAAGAAGUUGCUGGGCGGUAAGGCCGUUAAGAACUACAUGGCGUUUGAGGAUGAUGUGACCGAGAAGGAUUUGGAGGAGCUCACGUAUGACGAUGCUGAUGGCCAGCAGCAGGCAGUCCUCAAACAGCAAAAAAUGCUGGAGAAGGAGCUCUAUUAUGACCUGGUGGAUAUGAAGAACAUCGCUAGCGGCAUUGGUCAGGUUCUUGAGAAGCAGAAUGCCCAGAUUACGGCGAUCGGUGAAAACGUAAGUGAUUGUAAACAGGUGUGA
Neurospora hispaniola is the source of this 1227-nucleotide messenger RNA. RefSeq lists its product as uncharacterized. Lineage: Eukaryota; Fungi; Ascomycota; Sordariomycetes; Sordariales; Sordariaceae. The record is from RefSeq and is a predicted model, not a curated record. The transcript has 2 exons. Bases 1 to 1227 code for a protein of 408 amino acids.